UCAAAGCCAUAAAAAACCAAUUUUUUGCUGUGUCCGUCCUUUUUCUUUGAUUCUUGGCAGUACCCAGUUUCUUGUUCUCUGAUUUUGAGGCUAAAAUGACAGAUUAUGUGGUGAAAGUUGAAGAUGGCAGACCUUCUGGUGAUGGAAAGCCGUCUGCAGGACCUGUGUAUAGAUGCAUUUAUGCUAAAGAUGCUCUCAUGGACUUUCCUGCUAGACUGGAGUCUCCUUGGGACUUCUUCAGUGAUUCUGUCAAGAAAAAUCCAAAAAACAACAUGCUUGGUCGGCGUGAGAUUGUUGACAAGAAGGCAGGUUCCUAUGUAUGGAUGACAUAUGAAGAAUCCUACAAUACAGCCAAAAGAGUUGGAUCUGCUAUUCGGAAAUGUGGUGUGAAUCCUGGCAAUAAGUGUGGCAUAUAUGGCUCUAACUCUCCAGAAUGGAUAAUGGCAAUGGAGGCUUGCAACAGCCAAGCCAUUUCUUAUGUACCAUUAUAUGAUACUCUUGGUGCGAAUGCAGUGGAGUUCAUCAUAAACCAUGCCGAAUUGGCAAUAGCUUUCAUCCAAGAGAGCAAGAUGCCAGCUAUACUAACCUGCUUACCAAGAUGUGCACAUCUGAAAACUAUCGUCAGCUUUGGAUAUAUUUCCAGUGAGAAGAAAAAGGAAGCUGAACAGCAUGGUGUAGCAUGCUAUUCAUGGGAAGAGUUCAGUCAAAUGGGAAGUUUGGAUGAUGAACUUCCACCAAAAAGUAAGAGUGAUGUCUGCACAAUAAUGUAUACCAGUGGAACAACAGGAGAACCAAAAGGUGUCAUUCUAAGUAACGAGGCGGUGAUGGCCGAAGUCUUAUCUGUAAAUCAACUGCUUUUGUUAACAGACAAAGCGGGUUCGCCGGAUGAUGUAUACUUUUCGUUCCUUCCAUUGGCUCAUAUAUUUGAUCAGAUAAUCGAGACAUUUUGCAUUCUUAGUGGUGCUUCAAUUGGAUUCUGGCAAGGCGAUAUAAGAUACUUAAUUGAGGAUCUUAUUGUAUUAAAGCCAACUAUAUUUUGUGGGGUUCCGCGAGUUUAUGACCGCAUAUACACAGCCACAAUGGAUAAAAUAUUGACUGGUGGCACAUUGAAGAACCUACUCUUUCAGUAUGCCUAUAACUACAAGUUGAAGAAUCUGGAAAAAGGACUUAGACAAGAAGAAGCAGCUCCUUUAUUUGACAAGCUAGUGUUUGACAAGAUUAAACAGGCAUUUGGUGGGCGGGUAAGGCUUAUGCUCUCUGGAGCUGCUCCGUUGCCCAAACAUGUAGAGGAGUUUUUGAGGGUGACAUGUUGUUGUGUCUUAUCACAAGGAUAUGGCCUUACAGAGAGUUGUGGAGGAUGUUUGACAUCCAUAGCCAAUGUGUUCCCAAUGACAGGGACAGUUGGUGUCCCAAUGACUACAAUUGAGGCAAGGCUUGAGUCAGUGCCUGAGAUGGGAUAUGAUGCACUAGCUAGCACUCCACGUGGAGAGAUUUGUUUGCGUGGAAAGACAUUGUUUUCAGGAUAUUAUAAGAGGGAAGAUCUCACCAAGGAUGUUCUUGUGGAUGGAUGGUUUCAUACUGGUGAUAUUGGGGAAUGGCAGCCUAAUGGAGCAAUGAAAAUCAUUGAUAGGAAAAAGAAUAUAUUUAAGUUGUCUCAAGGAGAAUAUGUUGCUGUAGAAAGCCUGGAAAGCACUUACUCUAGAUGCCCUCUUGUGGCAGCAAUUUGGGUUUAUGGGAACAGUUUUGAAUCUUUCUUGGUGGCCGUGGCAAUUCCAGAGAGAAAGGCACUUGAAGAUUGGGCUCAAAUUAAUAAGGAAACUGGAGGCUUUGUAGAACUAUGUAAGAAUCCGAGGGCGAAAAAGUAUGUUUUGGAUGAGUUAAACAGUACUGCUAAGCAACACAAACUACGCGGCUUUGAAAUGUUAAGGGCCGUUCACCUUGAGCCAGUUCCUUUUGACAUUGAGAGGGAUCUUGUUACUCCCACCUUCAAGCUGAAAAGACCACAACUACUUAACUAUUACAAGGAUUGCAUUGAUCAACUGUAUAAAGAAGCAAAGGGCAUGUCAUCAUAGCAACUAUGAAGUCUUACAUCCACGCAAGAAGCUGAUGCAUGAACUAUGAACAUUAUUAGUUACAAAGUUGUCCCUCCCAUGUCUCUGGAAGAACUUCUGUACCAGUAAUUAUUUUAUUGUUCCAGGAACCUUUCUUGGAGACAAAGGAAUGAAAUACAAUUGUGACAUAUAAUAUUUGUUCAAAAGCAGAAACAGGAACUCGUAUAAUAUAUGGAGUAUAUUCCAAACAGUAAAUACAUUGUUUCUGAUCUUUGUAUCAAGGAACUGGUCAUAAAAUAUGGAGUAACUAAAUGGAAAAGAUUAAUAAUGGCCUUGAUAUAAUGUACUCAUUUGAUAAGGUAAGAAAUUGAGUAAUGGCUCAAAACAAAAGAUGUUCAACAUUAUGGUAUCCAUAUUUUCAAAAAAAAAAAAAAACUUAUGAUAUCAAUGACAUGAUGAGUCAUAGUCAUCAUGUUGAUAAUUUUCAUCUCCACGAGUUCUUCACCAUUUUAAGCUUACUUAGAAUGGUCAUCAGGUGAACGGCCCUCGGAUUCUCACAUAGUACUUCACUAUGUUGAUGAGUCACAGUCAUCAUGCUGUACUCUUCUUCAUGUUCACAAAUGAGAAUGGUACCAGUUUUGGAAUUAUAUGAAUUGGGUAUUACAAGUUCUCUUUCAAUUUCUGAAAU
This is a messenger RNA of Cuscuta epithymum, 2739 nucleotides long. The record is from the annotation of a GenBank genome assembly. NCBI's taxonomy places the organism in Eukaryota, Viridiplantae, Streptophyta, Magnoliopsida, Solanales, Convolvulaceae.